UGAACUGCUGAUGUCUCAAGACUUUUAUUGGAGCCUUAUCCUGAAGACAAAGCAAGUUUGUUUUGUUGAAGCUACUGUAGAUAUGCAGGAGGGAAACAGUGCUUCAGCAAAUGGAUGUGGCAAAAUCCGAAGUAGCACUCAGAAUGAGGCUGCUUUACUGGCCCUCAUGGAGAAGACUGGAUACAGCAUGGUUCAAGAAAAUGGGCAAAGAAAAUUUGGUGGUCCUCCCCCAGGUUGGGAAGGUCCUCCUCCACCUCGUGGUUGUGAAGUUUUUGUGGGAAAGAUUCCUCGUGAUAUGUAUGAAGAUGAAUUAGUUCCUGUUUUUGAGAGAGCUGGGAAGAUCUAUGAGUUCAGACUUAUGAUGGAAUUCAGCGGUGAGAAUCGAGGCUAUGCGUUUGUGAUGUACACUGCUAAAGAGGAAGCCCAGCUAGCCAUCAAGAUCCUUAAUAAUUAUGAAAUUCGUCCAGGGAAAUUUAUUGGUGUCUGUGUAAGCUUGGACAACUGCAGGCUGUUUAUUGGAGCAAUUCCAAAAGAAAAGAAGAAAGAAGAAAUACUGAAUGAAAUGAAAAAAGUUACAGAAGGAGUGGUGGAUGUCAUUGUUUACCCCAAUGCCACUGACAAAACUAAAAAUCGUGGCUUUGCUUUUGUAGAAUAUGAAUCUCACAGAGCAGCUGCAAUGGCUAGAAGGCGGCUAAUCCCAGGAACAUUUCAGCUCUGGGGUCAUGCUAUUCAAGUAGAUUGGGCAGAUCCUGAGAAAGAAGUUGAUGAAGAAACAAUGCAGAGAGUUAAAGUAUUAUAUGUAAGAAAUCUAAUGAUGUCUACUACAGAGGACACAAUUAAAGCUGAAUUUAACAAGUUCAAGCCAGGAGCAGUUGAACGUGUAAAGAAGCUCAGAGACUAUGCUUUUGUUCAUUUUUUCCAUCGAGAAGAUGCAGUUGCUGCGAUGUCGGUAAUGAAUGGAAAGUGCAUUGAUGGAGCUACCAUUGAAGUAGCACUAGCAAAGCCAGUUAACAAAGAAAAUACUUGGAAGCAACAUUUUAAUGGUCAAACAAGUCCCAUUUCUGAAAAUCUCUUAGGAUUUCCUAACAAAGAAGAUGGUCAUCAAAAAUCCUUAGGGAAACCAAAUCUUGCAGUUCGUCUUAAUGGUCAGCAUGGUCCAGGCCCUUCUGAAGUUGAGAGAUGUACCUACCCAUUUUUUCCAGGAAUAAAGCUUACACCUACUAGCAUGUAUUCUUUAAAAUCCAGUCACUUCAGUUCUGCAGCAAUGCAUCUGGAUUAUUUUUGCAAUAAAAAUAACUGGACACCACCAGAAUACUACUUGUAUUCAACCACAAGUCAGGAUGGGAAAAUACUCUUGGUGUACAAAGUGCUUAUUCCUAGUAUUGCAGAUGGUUCCCAGAGUUAUUUCAUGCCAGACAAACUCUGUACAACAGUAGAAGGUGCAAAAGAAUUGGCAGCUCAGUUCACACUUCUCCAUCUAGCCCCUGAGCAAGCAUAUAUAACUUUGCUGUCCUGAAUGCAGCACAGAUGGAUAGUAGAGCCAACUGUGUAUUUGAUUUGGCUUGAGUAAUCCUGAAGAAGAGAAGUUCAGACUUUGGUGCUGUGGAUCCUGUCAUAAAAGAACACAACACUGAUACAUAAUUACUGGAAUUUCACAUGACAUGUUUUUGAUGAAUAAUUCUUCAAAGCACAUGUGUGUGUGUGUCUGUGUUAAACAUCUAACUUAAACAUUAGUGAAAUUGAAUGUUAAAUUGUUUUGCUUAGCUUGAUAGACUUUGUUUUGAAAAGAUAAUUUGUUUAAAAGAUUUUUAUUACCUGUAAUGGUUUAUACAACAGUAACUUAUUUUUAGUGUUGCAAUAAUUUAAUACUAUUCUUACUCUUGUAUUUUGAGUUUCAUGCAGAAUUUCUGCAUCUUCUGCUUGUAAGAAAUAAUUCUUAACCAAACAGAAAACAAAUGAAACUGCACCACCCUGGUAACCCUGCCUUUUCGUAUGUAAAUGUACAUAAUAUGAAACGUAAAUACCACACUCCAAA
This is a messenger RNA of Pogoniulus pusillus (Red-fronted tinkerbird), 2035 nucleotides long. It is a transcript of the gene RBM46, whose product is annotated as RNA binding motif protein 46. Gene Ontology annotation, molecular function: mRNA binding. Gene Ontology annotation, cellular component: nucleus. NCBI's taxonomy places the organism in Eukaryota, Metazoa, Chordata, Aves, Piciformes, Lybiidae. The record is from RefSeq and is a predicted model, not a curated record. The coding region runs from base 11 to 1516 and encodes 501 amino acids. The transcript has 6 exons.